Messenger RNA from Mytilus trossulus (common blue mussel), 1680 nucleotides. RefSeq names its product glucose-dependent insulinotropic receptor-like. The transcript has 2 exons. The coding region runs from base 298 to 1680 and encodes 460 amino acids. NCBI's taxonomy places the organism in Eukaryota, Metazoa, Mollusca, Bivalvia, Mytilida, Mytilidae. Gene Ontology annotation, biological process: G protein-coupled receptor signaling pathway. Gene Ontology annotation, molecular function: G protein-coupled receptor activity. Gene Ontology annotation, cellular component: plasma membrane. The record is from RefSeq and is a predicted model, not a curated record.
UGUGAAAAUGGGUGGAUACUGAACAACUUUUUAUAUAUCUUACAUGUGCUAGGGAAUUAUACAAAUAUAUCUUAUAGGGAAUUAAGUUAUCUUACAUGUGCUAGGGAAUUAUACAAAUAUAUCUUACUAGAUAAUAAGUGUCAACACUUCUCAACACGUUUGCUUUUGAUGUGGAGCAAUCAUAAAGCCGUACUGUUAUACCACUUGUUAAAAGGAUAAAAUGUUUCUAAGAUAUAACAAUAUCACAGAAAUUUCUAUUCUUUGAAAUAAAAAUCAUGAUGACUGUAUUUCCUCGAGAUGGAUGACUUGUUCAAGUCAAUUGAUUUUGGAAAUUUUGUGGAUAGAACUGCUGGAACGGAUAAUACAGAGGAAAGCUCUUUCACAUCUUUCAACUACACAACAUUUCACCAAGUAGAAAAUGUAACACAGUUUAAUAUUGGAGAUUUUAUUAACUUUUUGAACAAUUUGACUGCUAAUAAUACAAUAGACCCUUUCCGGAGAUCAGCAGAAAUUCUGUCAAAACCAGAUACAAUUAUUACUCUGAUUCUGUGCUCUUUGGCAUUUUGCAUAAACACAGUGUCAAUUUGUGCAACAUACAAUAUUCCCAAUGGAUUAACGACCCAUUCUAAACUGAUUAUAAGUUUAGCGUCUUCAGAUAUACUAGUGACGAUUAGUGUUUUUGCUCAUUUGAUGAUUAAAAUGUUUAAUCCUCUCCAGAAUCCACUGUUAACUUCUUCAGCGGAGAGACUUCCAUCAUCGUGUCAAUUUGCUUUUGUGAGUUCUCUAAAUAUCAUGGCACAUCUAAUAUCUCUAUUGAAUCUACUAUUGAUGGCCAUUGACCACUAUGUGGCCAUAAUGAGACCGCUGCAUUAUAUCUACAUAAUGAACAAACGUAAUGGAUGUAUUACUAUCAUAGUUGUGUGGCUGUUGGCGAUUAUCGGUGGAUUUUUAAAUUUCUUUACCGGAAUUGCUUCAUUUUCUAAUCGCUCCAGUAAAUAUCUAAACUACUGUGAAUAUAUCAUGUAUAAUGAUUUCUAUGGAGAUUACUUAGUAAUAGCUUGUACUUUUUUGUGUUUAAUAUCAAUCAUUUUUAUAUACCUCAGAAUUUAUUGUGAAGUUAAAAGAAUUACGAAUAGAAUCCAGAUAUUACGAUAUGAUGAAGAACACAAUUCUAAGACCCUUAUAACAACACUUUUAAUCAUCGGAACCUUCGCUAUCUGCUGGAUUCCUAUCAUUUCUUUCAAUCUUGUGAUAAUCAUUCAAAUCCAUCUAGAUAUUGAGUCGGUGAAAAAGACGUUCAAAUUUUUAUUGUUAGCGAACAAAUAUUUAUAUGCAUUACUUCUAGUCAAUUCAAUAUGUGACCCUGUUAUUUAUGCAGUGAGACUGAGAGAAGUUCAAUUAGGAUAUUUUAAAUUCCUUAAAAAAACUAGAGAACUUUUGAAGAAAAAGAAACAUACAAGACGAUUUUCUAGAUGUGUUACACAAAUUGAAACUGAUAGAACGAUAGGAAUUGAGGAAAAUCCCUCUGAUAGUGCAUUUUCUUUUCGUGUAGUAAAUAAUGUUGAAGACUUUGCCGAGGACACAAGUAAAAGUGAAGAAAAUGAAACUUCACAUUUUAGUCAAAAUGAAGAUAAUGAAACUUCACUUUUAAACAUCAAUCAUUGUGAGUCUGUUAUUUAG